UCCAUCUCAAAAAAACCAAACAAACAAAAAAAAGAAAGUCAUCCAUAUGCUUCAUUGUUGAGUUUGGAAUUCUCCUCCUCCAGGAAGUCUUCCCUGACCUACCUACCCACGGGCUGGGUCAGAGGCCUCCCUCUCUCAUGAACCUGACCAUAGUAUGUGGUCAUUGCUUCCCCCAUUAUUUUCAGGGCAAGGACCACAUCUGGGUCCCAGGCAUUCUGCGCGGUGUUUGCCCAGAGUGGGUGCCAGGGACAUCUAGGGGCCGAUUGAAUCCUGACUGCCCUUGCAGCCUUGCCCAGCCCCCCACCCUCUGGCUUGCCUUGCCCUUUCCCCCUUACUUCGGCUCCCCUGACUCCCGAAAUGGAGAAGGAGCUGGGAUGUCAUUUGCCCAAGUCUGCCCUCUCUGUGGGCCUGUUUCCCAUCAGCACAAGGUGAACAUUAAAAGGUUCUUUCUGAGCCUAGGCAGGCUCCAUGCAGGGCUCUGGGAUAAAGCCAAAAAUCAGAAAUACUUCCUCAACAAAUGGCUGUAAGACCCCACCCACUGGCAUCCAUAGUAAAUACAAGAAGGGCCAUUAUAUCUGCAGGGGCCAGGGAAGGACCCUGAAAACGUGCAUGGACAAGGGAAAAAUCAGCCCGCUAAGUGCGCACGCCGCUGGGGGCGCCACGUGGGCGAGGGCGCGGCCCACAGCUCCAGGGCGCAUCACAAGGCCCAGGUUGCCGUGGCAGCAGCGGAGGCGGUCGGCGCUCAGGCCUGCCAUGAGGGAAGGCCAGGAUGCCGCGGGAGCUCGUGGCUGGAACCGCGCCGGCUCCAUGGCCACUAAAUGGUUCACCGGGGCGCCCUUCGGGGUGCAGAGCCACAGGUUUGACAUCUCUGCUGUUUAUCCCAACCGGAAGAAGUUCAGCACCUUCACUGAGGCCCCAUACUCCAUGCGUUAUUCUACCCAAGUGUCCCACAUAGGCCCGGGGACUUACAGCUCAAAGGAGACCUGCUUCAGCAAGAAUAAGCUGAUGAAGGAGGUGGACACAGGCUGGGCCAAGGCCCAGGAAGCCACGCGGCUGACCCAGCUACCCCACUUCCAGUACCAGGCCAUCAUGAAAGAGAAGCGGCUGCAGGAGCAAAAGCUGGGGCCCGGCUCCUACAACGUCAAAGACUUCUUAGAACAGCUGCGGGAGAAACCGUGUAGCACCCGGGGGCUGCUCAGCUCUGGGGAGGUUCGCUUCCGAGGACUCACUGGGAACUACUAUCCAGGCCCUGGAAAUUAUGGGGAGAAGGGCAACCCAUACACCAAGCUGGAGGAGAAUGCCUGGAACCGGUCCCAUUCCGAGGGCCUCAUGUGCAGGAUGAGCAACAAGCCGGACCCCCGGCCUCAUCAGGGGAGUGGUCUGGGACCCGGCACCUACUCCUUCAAAAGUGACCUUGAGACAUACGUGGCACGAUCCGUCGGCACCCGCGGCCCCUAUGACACUUUUUCUGGUGAUCGGAGCAAGCCACUGCCUUAUGGGCACUACUCCAUGCAGAAAAAAAAGCCCAGGGAACUGAUGAAUUUCAAGAGCUUCGUAGAAGAACUUAACUCACGUCACAACAAGAAGCAUGGGGUUUUUUCUAAACUUCCCCGCAACCCAAAAAUCCCUACAGAGAGGAUUUACUGGGCCAGCCUCAGCCAGUGCCCCCGCACGCUGGCCACAUCUGGCCCCAGUUUCUGGCUUCCACAAGAGAAGAAAUGCAAAUCCGUCAACCAGCCCCCAUUCCUGUUGACCUCCAAGGGGUCAGGCGCAAAGUCCUCUCAGAUGAUUAUGGGAAGCUGGAACCCAGUAGGUGUGGGCCGCUACCUCAACACCUGGCUGAUGGAGACAAAGGACAGGCGGCAGCGAUACCGGUCCCUAUUCCUGGGUGGAUCCAAACGCUACCUCUCAGACCUGGCCCGGGACAUGCUUAUGCAGGAAAGGAUCACACCAUUUACUAAGGGGAAGUGCCCUCCAACUGUGGAUUACAAUUCAGAUCCUACUUCUUAAAGCCACAUGUGAAGGACAGCCCGCAGUGACUGGAGAGCCCAAAGGUCUGAAGACAAAUCUGGGGGUGAGAGCAUCGGUGUGGGAGUGGGGUGUCUUAGAGAAAGGACACAUGGGCCUGGGAGAAGGGAGAGAUGUAUGGGGAUCACCUUUGCCGGAGCUGCAUACCUGAAGGUCACAGUGUCUUCCAGGACAGCGGGGGACAGGUAUCUUUUGUUGCAGGAGAUCAAUUAUCCUGAGAACUCAACUCAGUCAGUGACAUGAACAUGGGGGCCAGAGAGCAGAUGGACUGAAGGGAUGGGACAUGGUUGACACUCGUGUGACCCUUUCUAUUCUAAAGCCAGAGUGCUUGGCCCCUUGUUUAUUAAAGUUCAGAAAGUGGUGGGAGAGUGUA
This is a messenger RNA of Chlorocebus sabaeus (green monkey), 2401 nucleotides long. RefSeq names its product ciliary microtubule associated protein 2 (gene CIMAP2). NCBI's taxonomy places the organism in Eukaryota, Metazoa, Chordata, Mammalia, Primates, Cercopithecidae. The record is from RefSeq and is a predicted model, not a curated record.